CACGAUGUGGUUGGUAUGAGAAAUGUGUUUCAAUUAUAUUCCGUGUGAAUGCUUAGAACACGACGACGUCGUCGUCGAUCCUUGUUAAGAUGAUAGUGUGUUUGCAAUAGUACCUAGUGUAGCCUUUUGAUGCAUUUUUAACGAAGAGGAAUGAAGACCUGUCUAGUGGUACAUUGUGGUGCUCGCGUUUAUUUGAGUGUCCUGCUAGCUUUCUAAUUUCGUGGUUCACUAUUUUUUUGGAAGAUUUGACUGACGAUUUAUUCGAUUUCGAAAUUCAUACUGUUCUUGAUCACUCAAGAUGUCCAAUAAUCAGACACAUGAAGGAGACCGCAUUGUCGAUGGCAGCGACGAUCCUUAUGUUUAUCUUUACAGUGUACCAAACCUAAAAGAAUUAGCAUCACAUGAAGUAGCUCGAGGAAUAUGGUGCAGUGGUUUGGACAAGUUCCAGCAUGACAAUGAGCAAGAUGGUUAUCAUCAGGAGCGUUCUGUACAACUGAUAGAGGAUUUGAAUAUUCCUAGAUGCAUUAAAGAUAUGGUCCGAAAUGACCUACGGGAAGUUAGCCGAAGUAUUGAACAUUGGGCAGAAGAUAUUUUAUUUUACAUGGAAUUUCCCAAGAAAUUUUCCAAGUAUCAUUAUGAUAUUCCUAGCAUUGAUCCAAACUGGUUGGUUUGGUCGACUAAUGGUGAAAUCGACUGCAGAAAAACUGCUAAAAACAUGCUGCAAGUCGACUGCUUGACAAAUGUGCAUAAAUUUAUCAUUAUGAGCGUCUAUUGCAUGGAGGACGAAAUGAAAAAUUUUUCGUUGGAUUCGCUGCAGGCAGAAUUUUACGCAGAUGUGGAUUCUUCCAAUGGCUGGGUGUUUUUCUAUUGGAUUCGUUACCUUAGAAACGAACCGUGUGAAGAGCUAGAAUACCGCACCAUAGCAGAGAAUUUCAAUAUUCGUGAUCGGUUCAUCUACGAGUACUUUUGGAGCCUUUUAGAUGACGAUGAUCAGGUAGCAGUUGCCAAUGAUUUGAUUCGUCUAGCUUACCAAAGCGAAGAGAAACAGAAAUAUGGCCGAUAUUACGCCACUUGCACUCGCGUACUUUUUGGGCAAAUAAUUUCCAAAAUGACUUCCAAUCAGCGACUACAUUUGUUUGAGGCUAAUAUGGGAAUAUAUUUUUCCCUCGUGUGUUCCAAUUCUCCACGACAAGUACUUCGAAUUUGGAGACAUUCUAAAAAUCACGUCACGGUGACAGAGUUUUCUACGAUUAUCGGUGAACUUUUGUUUCGUAGUAAACAUAAUCCCGCAUUGAUGUCUUCAUUGGCUAAGAUUUGGGAUUCUGCUUCUACUUCCCAUAGAAAAUACCUGAUUCGCCGCCAAUCCCGGGUUUGCUCAUACAUUGAUUUUUGUCUUCGCAGCCCCAACCUUCUAGAAUUUGUGAGCAAAUUACUUCAUAAUUUCUCUUCAAAUGGUAGAAAACGACUGAUUUUCAAGGUAGCUGAAAGCCCCCGUUUUCACGAAUGUGGUCCCGAAUCGUUCAACUAUUUAGUGAACUCAUUUUUGCCGCACUUCGAGGACCAAUUGGCGCUGAAAGAAUUUGUAAUGCAGUCUCACCAUUUCAAGGAAUAUUUAUAUCGUUUGUUAAUCCGUGAUCAAGAGUACGAAAAAUUCAUUGGAAAAAUAAAAUUUUAUUGUUCUUAUGAUGCAAGUGCUGUCCAAGUAUUCAAAGAAGAGUUCCUGAAAAAAGAAUUAACAGCACAUUCUUGUGACAUUGGUCUAAUUACCAACUUCAAUAAAUGGUACAAAUUCAGUGAAUUUAUCGACGGAACUUUUGAAAACGAUCUUAUCUCAGGAUUGGAAGUGAAGAAAAAAUUCUUAUCAAAGAUGGCGGCCGCCUUUAGGAACCAAUUUCCUAACUAUUUUGAAGCCCAUUAUGAGCGUUUAGAUGAUUACGGGAAAGUUGUUGAAAUGGUAUGUGUAUACGAUGAAUUGAAAAAAGUGAAACGUUCGUUCAGCUACUUUUGCUGUGUCAAGAUCAUGAUUUCGAAGGUAAUACUUUGUGGUACCAGAGCCAUUGCACGAUUUCCGCGUCCGCUAGAUUUCCCGCCAUAUUUGACUGAUUGACGCAGAAUGGAAAAAAGAGCAGCCUGAAUAUCUACUCUAAAAAACGGAAAAUGUAAUUUUUAUGGUAUAAAAUAAAAUUCAUACUUUCAAAGUCGAACAAUAUUUGUGUAUAAAAGAGCGAGAAAAAAAAAAGAAAGAACGAAAUUCGCCAAGAUAUCCGCUGUCCGCUAUAACUGAAAAUGUCAGCGGAUUCCAGUCAGUAACUCCGCCAAAAACGGCGGAAAAUAAGUUAAAAUAGCAACAGGUGGUCGAAGAACGAUAUCGAGAAUUCUGCAGGCCUGCACUCUGCUUAUAAGCGACAGAGCGUCUUAAAAACCCACAGUCCCACACCUACAAUUUUUUUUCUAGAAAAUUAUUUUACAUUGAAAAUAUUUAAAAGAACUCAAAAGGUAGUCAAGAAAUACACGUAAAUUAACAUUGAUGGCAUUUCUGGUAUUCUCUUUUUUUUUUCAAUUUCAAUUUUUUAAGAUUGAUUAGGUAGGUAAGUUAUUUUUGCUUAUGGAUAAUAUUUGAGACGUUGAUUUGCUACAGUAUAAUUCAUAACGUUUUUAAUAAUUUGUCAAUAAUUCUAAUCUUUUUGCUUUUUCAUGUGCAUUUGUUCAAUUUGUUACUGAAAAAAGAUUAAGUAAAUAAUUUUUUCAACGCUUCAGAAUGAUUUUUUUGUAGUAGGUGCGUGAUGAAUAAGAGCCUGGCUCACAUUUUUUUCUUUCGUUGGAAUACUUCCGCGUCCUCCUUCGCGAAAAAAGCCCUAAUGCAAAACCACUUUUGAGCAGUUGAAAAUUUGCAAAUCGCUUAUUUUGAAACGUUUUGCUUCUCAAUUAGGUACCUAUUUUGCAUUUUGAAACAUCAAAAAAUAUCAUUACUGAAACAGGAGGAAUAUUUUAGUAUCCCAUUCCCAAGGUCAAAAACAUGUUUUUCUCAAUUUUUUCUUUUAAAAUGUUUCUAGCCCUUUCAAUUUCAAAGUUGAGCAAAAAUUCAUAAUGACAAAAUUUGUUUAUUUUCCAAAGUACUACCACCCAUUCCCAAGGUUAAAAAUACGUUUUUCGCAAUUUUUUUAAACGUUUUUUUCAAGUAGUACCCGGUUAUAUCCAAAUCUGAAGUUUUGACAUCCACUUACCAGACACCCUGUAGACUAAUUAAUGUGAAAUUACCUCAAGGUGGAGCCUCAGUCAAUUUUUCAAUUUUAUAGAAUUUCAACUUUCUGGUAAAGUCAGCAAGAAUUUUGACAAUAAAAUAAACCAAGUAUAUGCGAAUAAUCAUUGCCUUUUGUUGAUUGCCAGUUCUUUUUUUUGGGGCACGAUAAUUCUAAAAAGUUGUAAGUACCUACAUAAUUGUUUCAUCCAAAAAUUAUCAAUUUUUGCCUUAUCCGUUUAAAAAGUGCUCUUUUUAUUCCAAAAUUGUCAAAUAAAAGUCAUCCUGUUUUUUUGCAAAACUUUCUUACAAGAUUUUUUUUCAAAUUUGUACAAUCCAAAACAAUUUUUGGAGAAAAAUGUGAAAAGGCGUCAAUUUUUGUCAAAAUUGUCAAAAAGUGUCCACUUUUAUUAAACUUGCUAAAAAAAAAGCCAUGUUUUGUCUAAAUUGUCAAACAAUUCUGUUCUUGCCAAGAUUGCCCGAAGAAAACCUGUUCUUGCCAAAAUUAAGUAGGUACCUAUCUAAAAAUUCCAUUUUAUGUCAAAAUUGUCAGAUAGUGUCAAUUUUUGUCAAGUUGAAUAAAAGUUGUAGGCCUAAUGUUUUUUCGUCAAAAUUCUCGGAAAAUAGUUUUUCGCUAAAAUAUUCAAAUGGUCGUAAUUUAAUUUCUCGAAAGUGUCGAGAAAUGUGUGCUUUUUUGCCAAAACAUCCAAAAAGCAAAAUAAAUCAAAGCUUUAAGAAAGAUUCAAAAUACUCCUGCAUUUGCAUGAUUUUUUUCUAAGCAGUUUGAAGAGUUUUGAGCUUGAAUUAAGUAAUUAUUUAUGAGUUUUCAAAAAUGGUGUCAAGAAUAAAUUGAAAGGGGUCUGGGUAAGAUAGUUAAAUGUACAUAUCUGUACCUAGAUUUGGGAAAUUAUGAUGGUUCAUCGUUGGGUACCUCUAAAAAGAAUUUUUGACCCAACAUUCCACCCCGCAUCUCUCACCUUCGACCCCCUCUUGACCAGUCUAUCUGAAAAACGUGUUUCUUGCGAAAAAAAAAAGUUUCUCGCUGUUCUACUCCUUAGUAACUAAGUAGGUAAGUUAUUUUUUCAAUUUGAGCGAGGAUUUUGAAAUCCAUAAAAAGAAGUUGGUCCUCGUAGUUCAAAACCUUCAUGGUAAGAUGUUUGUGCUGGAAAAUAAUUUUUGUUACAUACAUUUUCACAUAUUUCGCAUAUUUUUGCCAAAAAAAAGGGUAUUUUGAUAGGUUUUUAAAAAUAAAAAUUAGCACGUUGCAGACAGUUUCGACCUUGAUUUUUUUUCAAUUUUUUUUAACCCAAAAAUGACCUCGAAAUCCAAUAAGUUAAUUUGAAAACUUUAAAUCAAUGUGAUGGGGGAACCAAAAUCUGGGGGGGGGAAAGCCAAACAUCUUUUUAAAAUAUUUUUCCAAGUACUUUUCUAACGUCCGUAAUUUUCUCAGAAUUUUUUGAGAGGUGGCCGCUGUUCUUUAGCCGAAAAACCAUUUUAAAACGUGUUUUUUCACCUAAAAAAAUGGUAAUUUUGGUAAAUUUUUUUCCUCGCAAAUUAUCAUUAAAUUCUCCCAAUUACAUCAUCAACCUGAACUUGGACCAAAUUCGUAAAUUUAUUCAUGUUUUAUAAUUUUUAUUUGAAAAAUUGAAUUGUUCCAUAUUGAUUUCUUAAACAUUUCCUAUAACGAAAAUAU
Messenger RNA from Planococcus citri (citrus mealybug), 4931 nucleotides. RefSeq lists its product as uncharacterized. NCBI's taxonomy places the organism in Eukaryota, Metazoa, Arthropoda, Insecta, Hemiptera, Pseudococcidae. Bases 299 to 2107 code for a protein of 602 amino acids. The transcript is spliced from 2 exons. The record is from RefSeq and is a predicted model, not a curated record.